AUGCCGGACGACGAUAAGGCCUCCGCGGGCCAUGUGGAGGAGAUUGAAGCGCUUGGGGAAUUCAAGCAGAAUCGAAAAAUAAUGGGCACGGUAAAAUUGACAGAAGGAGCAAUUGUCUACAUUCCCACCCCAACGGCAGAUCCCCGAGAUCCUUUGAAUAUGCCAAACUGGCAGAAGACGAUUAUUCUAAUUGUGAUAUCAGUUUUCUCCACUCUCGGUCUCGCUCUUGUCUCUGGUUUUGGUGGCCUACUUGGCUUUUAUAUCCCUGGAUAUGAAGCGAUCGGGAAGGGAUAUGACGAGAUAACACAUUUGAUGACAUAUCCGACGCUGUUCAUGGGAAUCGGCAACCUCAUCGGAAUGCCUCUUGCCAUCGGAAUUGGGCGUCGCAUUGUUCUUCUCGGCUCCACAGUGGUUCUUGUUAUUGGUGCUAUUCUCUGCGCAACAGCGAAGAGUUUCGAAUGGCAUCUUGCCUCUCGGAUGGUUGUUGGGUUAGCUGCAGGACAGAGCGAGGCCUUGGUUCCUAUGAUUACCCAGGAGAUAUUCUUUCUCCAUGAACGCAGUAAAGCUCUCAUGGGCCAGCAAGCUAUCCAAGUUAGUCUGACCAGUGUGUGGGUGCUUUUCGCCGGGCCUAUUGCCGAGGCCAUAACUCCAGAAUGGUGGUAUGGACUUGGAGCAGCUUUGGCCGGCCUACUGCUGGUUGUUGCUUUCUUAUUUCUUCCUGAGACCAAAUAUGACCGGUCGCUUGAAUCGUAUCACGGGGACACGUCCCCUAGUGACGACGCCCGAAAGAACUCUGUGGGAAGUGUGCAUAAGGCAGACUCCGAUGGCAACUGCACAGAGCGACCACCCCUUGACACGACCCGGUAUGCACCGCGGACAUUUAAAUCCGACCUGCGUCUGUGGGUUGGCAAGCCUGAAUGGAUUAAAGUGUGGGAGGUGCUGAGACAAACCUUCGAGUUGCUUCUUUUCCCAAACGUCCUUUGGGCUCUUCUCCUGAAUGGUAUCACAAUUGGCACGAAUAUUGCCAUCUCAACUACCUACAGCACCAUCGUGUCAAGUCCGCCGUAUAACUGGCCUGAUAGCAGCGCCAGCUACGUCAACUGUGGACAGAUCGUGGUCGCGAUCGCGGCGCUGCCUCUUCUAGGCCACGGGUCCGACUAUUUAAUCAAAUAUUUUGCUAGACGCAACGGCGGGAUGCAUGAGCCGGAAAUUCGAAUCAUUCCUCUGAUUAUCCCCAUUAUAGUGGGUGUUUUUACAUCCGCCAUCUACGGCGUGGCAGCCGCAAAUCCAUACCAGUACCACUGGUUCAUCUAUGUCUGGACAAUCGCUGCGUAUUAUUUCUGCUUCGUCGGAGCAAACAUCGUGGCGAUUACCUACUUGCUGGACAGUUACCCUGCCCGAGCAGGGCCUCUGCUGGUCAUUAUUUGCGCCUUCCGAGGUAUCAUUUCUUUUGGUACGAGUUAUGGAACGGCACCAUUUGUUGCACUGCAUGGAUAUGACGGUACAUUCGGUACGUUCGCCGCGUUGACGGGAUUCUUGGGGGUCCUGGGUAUUCCGGUCUAUAUUUGGGGCAAGAAGAUCCGACAGUUUACGGGACGGUUCGCGAAGGAUAAAUCGGACUGA
Messenger RNA from Aspergillus affinis, 1623 nucleotides. RefSeq names its product putative MFS transporter. Gene Ontology annotation, biological process: transmembrane transport. Gene Ontology annotation, cellular component: membrane. The record is from RefSeq and is a predicted model, not a curated record. The transcript is spliced from 6 exons. NCBI's taxonomy places the organism in Eukaryota, Fungi, Ascomycota, Eurotiomycetes, Eurotiales, Aspergillaceae. Bases 1 to 1623 code for a protein of 540 amino acids. Gene Ontology annotation, molecular function: transmembrane transporter activity.